GGAAAGCAAACUCGUUUCUGGGGACGAAGAAGAUGAAGACUCAACGCAAUUGAGACCUUUCGUGAAUGUAUUGUUAAAUACGUUUUGAUUCUCGACAUUACUAAUCUAAUGUCAUAAAUGUUUUUUCUACCUCCAUUUUAACUUCUCUUAGUUUUUCGAAUAGUUUGCUGUAAAGUUGAAUAGAAUUAGUAAGCAACGCAUAGCAUGCUAACCCUUGGUUGCUAAUCAGACUAGCAGUCAAAGCUGUCACACUUUCAAGCAAAACUAUGUUUUUGCAAACAUUCGCCGUCUUUUAUUACACUUUGUCAUCGGCCGAAUGAUAAAGCACUUGGUCAUUGGCAUAUUUACGUGCCUUUGUUGCUCUUUGCGCCUACCACGCCGCUACUUUCUGACCAUGCAACGUUUUUUGACGAGAAUUGUCAGCCGGCUCUGGCUGCACGAGCCGGUCACGACGGCGAUGAGCUCCGAAUCACAAAUUCACACACAUAGUCGACGAAAGAUGGUGGUGGGUCUGGGUAACCCGGGUAUGGAGGGCACCCGGCACAGCGUGGGCAUGGCGGUGGUGGACGCCCUGGCCGCGCAUCUGGGUCUGGGUGAGCGUUGGUGCGGCGACAGGCAGCUGCGUGGUGAGGUGCUGGUGGCGGAUGCGCAUCACCUGGUGCUGCUGCGCCCCCGGGUAUUGAUGAACAUCAACGGCGUGGCGGUGGCCAAAGCUGCCAACAAGUAUGGCGUUCAACCCGAGGACAUCCUGCUGGUCCACGACGAGCUGGACAAACCUCUCGGAAAGGUCGCCAUUAAACACGGGGGAAGCGCCAGAGGCCACAAUGGGGUCCGGUCCUGCAUGGACUGCCUUCGCACAGACGUGAUGCCCAGGCUAAGGGUGGGCAUUGGGCGCCCGGCAGGAAAGACUUCGGUGGAGCGCCACGUCCUCGGCCGCUUCAGUGCAGAGGAGCGGAAAGUUCUGGACUCUGUUCUGGUGCAGAGUGUCAAUAUUCUAAUGUCUCAGCUCAGAGACCAAGAUGAAAAACAAUGCUCCUCACCCUCCUCCACAGCAGGGGGCAGACAAGCUAAAGUGGCCAGCAUAGAACCUCAGCAGAUCCAAAUGUGUCCAGCCAACACAAAGGAGCAACCUAGUAAAACAAAAGCUGUGGAGACUUGACAUCUGCGAGUCCAAACUUGAACAAUUGCCUCUACGUUUUGGACACAGGUGUCAAGCUGGCUUGCAGUCACACUAGCAACAGGUCAAAAGUUUGAGCGAGCCAAGAGGAAGUGGCAUCCUCCCCAAAUAAAGGCAAUGCAAAACAUGUCACAUCA
This is a messenger RNA of Syngnathus acus (greater pipefish), 1314 nucleotides long. RefSeq names its product peptidyl-tRNA hydrolase 1 homolog (gene ptrh1). The transcript has 5 exons. NCBI's taxonomy places the organism in Eukaryota, Metazoa, Chordata, Actinopteri, Syngnathiformes, Syngnathidae. The record is from RefSeq and is a predicted model, not a curated record. The coding region runs from base 317 to 1159 and encodes 280 amino acids. Gene Ontology annotation, molecular function: peptidyl-tRNA hydrolase activity.